CCACCCACAGCUCAUUCUGCAUAACCCAACAAACCAAGCAACACAAAUCCGAUUCAUUCCCCUCCCAAGCUCCAAUCCCGCGAAUUCUCAAGCGUGGUCGUCAUCAUCAUCACCCAGCAUGAUCCGUUUCAUCCUGUUGCAGAAUCGGCAGGGGAAGACGCGGCUGGCCAAGUACUACGUCCCGCUCGAGGACUCAGAGAAGCACAAGGUUGAGUAUGAGGUGCAUCGGCUGGUCGUCAACAGGGACCCCAAGUUCACUAACUUCGUUGAGUUCCGUACGCACAAAGUUAUCUACAGGAGAUAUGCAGGACUAUUUUUCUCAAUAUGUGUAGAUAUCACGGAUAAUGAUUUGGUAUACUUGGAAUGUAUCCACUUAUUUGUGGAGAUAUUGGACCAUUUCUUCAGCAACGUGUGUGAACUUGAUUUAGUAUUUAACUUCCACAAGGUUUACUUGAUAUUGGAUGAGUUUAUUCUCGCUGGAGAGCUGCAAGAAACAAGCAAAAAGAUCGGUUUGCGCCGCCCGCAGUCGUCCGUCGUCUACAACACUUCUACUUCAUCGACAUCUUCAUGGUCUCGUGCUAAAAAGUGCCCCGGGCUCCAUGCAUGUCGCGUGAGCGUCCUGGUAUGGCAGCGGCGCCCAUCAUCUGCCCAGAUCAGCUGCAUCACGGCGUCCCCGGCUGAUCGUCAUCGCAUCAGCUACGGCGGCCGCUCGCACCAUCAUGUGCGCCUUGUGGCUUUGUUGCUAGCACGUCAAGUUGUGCAUGAUGACUCGCGUCAUGGCCUGGACAACCACACGUGUUGCAUUGUGUGCUGGUGUACGUUGCAGCCCGACGUGUACGUGUUUUCGUUCGGCCGCAUGAGUCCGUGAAGAUCGUUCCCAGUACACAUGUCUCUACAUCGAUCGAGCAACGGGUUGUAGCUGCAUCAUCCCUUUGACUGCAAUGUCGCCGUCCCAUGGUUCUUUCCAUGGCUGCAUCGACCCUCGUGCUCAUUGUAUUUCUAUAUAUAUGCCCAUGAGGCUUAAGCAAUAACAUCGAUUCCACCAA
Messenger RNA from Triticum aestivum (bread wheat), 1046 nucleotides. RefSeq names its product AP-2 complex subunit sigma. The transcript is spliced from 6 exons. NCBI's taxonomy places the organism in Eukaryota, Viridiplantae, Streptophyta, Magnoliopsida, Poales, Poaceae. Bases 119 to 868 code for a protein of 249 amino acids. The record is from RefSeq and is a predicted model, not a curated record. Gene Ontology annotation, cellular component: AP-2 adaptor complex. Gene Ontology annotation, molecular function: clathrin-cargo adaptor activity. Gene Ontology annotation, biological process: clathrin-dependent endocytosis; protein transport.